AUGACCAACCCCAGUCUUCUAGAGCUACCCCGAGGGGUCCAGCUCGUGUAUCUCGCGGAAGGCGGAGCCAAUGUCAUCUAUCGCUUUGUCGCCGCCCCAAUAAAAUCAACACUCGUCGUGAGGGAACCCAAAAGACCGGCCUCGGUCUCCUCUAUUGUGAUCGACGAACCUAGUGUGCCUCCCGGGUUCCAAGGAAAAUUGCUUCGUCUCCGCAAGAAGACGGCUGGCGAUAUAUCAUAUAAAGAAAUCAAUCGCAAUUUCAAUACCAUCGUGCGCCCUUUAUUCAGACCUGAGGAAUUAGUCGAUCAGUCUCUCAUUCUUCUUCCGGGGGGCCUCAUUGAGCGGUGUAAUGAGCAGCUUAGUGCGGCUGAACUGAACGGGCAACGCCCCAAAAAGCGGUUUGGCGGAUAUCUUUGUGCCGAUGAGCCGUUCGGUUUACUUAUUACCGAUAUGACGACUUUUGAUGAGCCCGGUGCUACGCUGGCGGAACUGAAGCCCAAGUGGCUUACACAGUCUCCUUCGGCGCCUUCUAUGGCGCGUCGGUGUCGUACUUGUGCUUUGAGAGAGAUGAAGAAUGAUUCUGCGCGGUCUAUAGGUUCGAAAGAGCAAAUGUCAUUUUGUCCUCUAGAUCUUGUAUCUGGCUGCUAUGAAGAUGUCCUGGGUGCUACGGCUUUUAUUAAGGGUUGCAACGACCGGGCUCGACUGGCGCGCAUUUUGUUCCACAAUCCAGUUCUUCAUACACUACGAGCUCAGCAGACAACGUGGGCGCAGGUGGGCUUGCUUGGACCGCCAGCUUUAUCGCAAAAGUCUUCCCUUGACAUGACUCUACGGGACUGUACAAUGUUUAUUAAGAUUCCACAUGACGAGAACUCCCCCGUUGAGAUCCGCCUGGGGGACUUAGACUUGAAGACAGGUGCCGGAGGAAAAGCCACCUACUGGAGGAAAAUCGAAAUGCAGCUUCUUGAUGGGGGCUGGUAUCUUGGGUCCAAUAGCAGUCAGGAUCCCAGUGAAUGUGCCCUGCAGUAUACAACCCAAUAG
Messenger RNA from Penicillium odoratum, 1038 nucleotides. Its product is annotated as inositol-pentakisphosphate 2-kinase. Bases 1 to 1038 code for a protein of 345 amino acids. Lineage: Eukaryota; Fungi; Ascomycota; Eurotiomycetes; Eurotiales; Aspergillaceae. The transcript is spliced from 2 exons. Gene Ontology annotation, molecular function: ATP binding; inositol-1,3,4,5,6-pentakisphosphate 2-kinase activity. The record is from RefSeq and is a predicted model, not a curated record. Gene Ontology annotation, biological process: inositol phosphate biosynthetic process. Gene Ontology annotation, cellular component: nucleus.